Molecule: messenger RNA, 2277 nt
Organism: Malus domestica (apple)
Lineage: Eukaryota; Viridiplantae; Streptophyta; Magnoliopsida; Rosales; Rosaceae
Product: TMV resistance protein N-like
Biological process (GO): signal transduction; defense response
Molecular function (GO): ADP binding
Source: RefSeq, a predicted model, not a curated record
AUGGAUACCUCGACGUCCUCCUCAUCCUCCUUAAAACGUUGGAAGUACGACGUGUACUUGAGCUUUCGAGGUCAAGACACAUGCAAGAACUUCACGAGCCACCUCUACCAGGCUUUGACGAGGGCCGGACUAAGAACCUUUAUAGACGAUCACGCCCUAGAAAAAGGGAAAAGUCCGGGCAUCUCACUGACUCGAGCAAUCGAAGAGUCUAAAACCUCUAUCAUCAUCUUCUCAAAGAGCUAUGCGGAAUCAAGAUUGUGUCUUGACGAGCUUGCGGAGAUCAUGGAGUGCAGAAGAACACUGGGUCAAAUUGUUGUUCCAGUGUUCUAUGAUGUCGAUCCUUCAGAUGUCAGGAAACAGACCGGUACUUUUGCAACAGCUUUUCUGAAGCACGAAAUGCAGUUCGAUGAGGUCAAAGAAAAGCUACAGCUAUGGAGAGACGCUCUGACUGAAGCUGCAAAUUUAUCUGGUUUUGAUGUUGGAAACGCCGAUUGGGAUGACGCAAAGUCUAUCACGGAAAUUGUCGCAAAUAUCAUCAAAGUCUUGCGCCAGAGCACUGCAGUUGGAAUACAUUCUCGGGUGCAAGAAAUCAGUAAUUAUUUAGAUGUUGGAGGAUCAGAUGAUGUUCGCAUAAUUGGAAUUUGGGGUAUGGGCGGACUGGGUAAAACGAUGAUUGCCAAAGCCAUUUUCAACAAAUAUCAGGAUACGUUCGAAGGUAAAAGUUUUCUUGCUAAUGUGAGAGAAGAGAAACUGGUUGAUUUGCAAAACACACUUCUUUCCGAUGUAGUGAGAUCGGGAAUCAUAAAGGUUUGUAGAGUUGAUGAAGGGACCGAGGAUAUAAAAAGAAGACUUAGCAACCUAAGGGUACUUGUCAUAGUUGAUGAUGUAGACAGCGUGAAACAGUUAGAAGCAUUAGCUAUAAAAUUUUACUCAUUUGGUCCAGGUAGUAGAAUUAUUAUAACCACAAGAGACCAACAUUUGCUAAAGAUACUAAAAGCGAAUAGGAUAUAUCAUCUACCAGCAAUGAAUAAAGAAGAAGCUCUUGAGCUCCUUUGUUGGCAUGCCAACAAUUAUCCUAGUAAAGAAUUUCUUCAAGUCCCAAGGGGUGUUGUUGAUUACUGUGGAGGUUUGCCACUAGCACUUGAAGUUUUAGGUUCUUAUCUAUCUGGGACAAGCAUAAGUGAAUGGAAAGGUAAGUUGGAGAAAUUUAAAAGUCAUCAUAGUAUGGAAAUUCUCAAUAGACUUAAAAUAAACUUUGACGAGCUAGCUGAUGAUGACCUGAAGGCUAUAUUCCUUGAUGUAUCAUGUUUCUUUGCUGGAAUGAACAAGGACUAUGUCAUGAAAAUAUUGGAUGGCUGUGACUUAUAUCCAGAAAUCGGAAUCAGUGUCCUCCAAGAACGAUGCCUUGUAACUACUAAUGAUGAUUUCACGCUGGUGAUGCAUGAUUUGCUUCGCGACAUGGGAAGAUAUAUUGUGCAUGCGGAAUCCCUUGAUGACCCUGGAAAACGCAGUAGGUUAUGGCAUCACGACGAUGUGAUAGACGUUUUGAGGAACGAAUUUGGAACUGAAGCAAUUCAAGGACUCACUUUAGAUUUGCAAGAGUCUGACGAGACUAGCUUCAGUACAGAAGCAUUUAGAAACAUGCAUAGUCUGAGAUUGCUCAAACUCAAUUACGUCAAGCUCACUGGCAGUUACAACAAUCUGCCCAAUGAGUUAAGAUGGUUGUGUUGGCAUGGAUUCCCCCUUGAGGUCAUACCCGAAGAUUUUGAUCACCCAAACAUAGUUGUUAUUGACCUCAGCUAUAGCAAACUCACACGAGUUUGGGAGGAUUCCGAUCUGUUGCUUGAGAAGUUGAAGUUUCUUAAUUUAAGUCAUUCCCAUAACCUAACACGAUCACUGGACUUUUCAAAAACCCCAAAUCUUGAGAGAUUGAUACUCAAAGAUUGCAAAAACCUUCAGGCAAUUCCAGCUUUACCUACAAAUUUGGAAAUCCUGGAAGCGGAUGAGUGCAUUGCAUUGGAGAAAAUGCCCGAUUUUUCAGAAAUGUCAAGGAUGAGAGAAUUGCAUCUGAAUCACUCCCCCAAACUCUCUGAAAUUCUAGGCUUGGAUAAGGCGUUAAACUCCAUGACAAGUAUUCAUAUGGAAGGGUGCACCAAUCUCACUGCUUCUUUUAAAGAAGUGAUCCUACAGGUCCUCUCUCUCUCUCUCGCACACAUUCAUGCUUGUAAUCCUUUUUUGUUCCUAUCUUGUUCCAUGGUAUAGGGAUGGAAUGCGAGA